CAUGGAGGAGUGUGAAGCACUGUGUUCACGUCUAACAAUUCUGGUCGGAGGCCACAUGAAGUGUAUCGGUAGCACUCAAUAUCUCAAACAGAAAUACGGACAAGGCUACACCAUCAUGAUCAAACUUUUCACAAACAACCCUGACGCAGAUGAUGCAUUGUUUGCAUUCAAGAACGCUGUUAACAGAACGUUCUCCAGGUGUUUUAUAAAGGAUGAACACAAGGGUCUUCUCCACUACCACAUAGCAGACAACUCAAUGCUACUAUCAGUGUUGUUCUCUAAAUUAGAAGAUCUCCGCAGUCAACAUUCCAUUGUAGAAGACUACACAGUCGGAGACACCACCCUUGAACAAGUCUUUAUGUCAUUUGCAAAACAGGUUCCUCCAACGAUAGUUAUUGAACCAGUUGAUGUUUGAACAAAACAAGUAUUUAUGUUGUUUGCAAAACAGGUUACUCCGACAAUAGUUAUCGAACCAGUUGAUUUUUGAACGAAAUAGAACAAGUUAAAAAGGAGGAUAGCAGCUAGCUUACCCAUGGGGGACUUUCAAAUGUAAGGAAACAUUCACUUUCUCUACACUCGACAAAGUCCCCCAGGCGACAAAAUAUUGUAUGUUCAGAAUUUAUGUGGUAUUCCCAGUUUCAAGAACAAAUUAUUAAUGUUCAGUUUCUCUUCUGAAUGUUCUAUGGCCUACCUGCACUUUUCAAAGAUUCUAUCCUCCUUAUUCACAAUUCAAAAUCCUGGCCCAGAGCCUUUUCUUGGAAAAAAACUAAAUAGAACAAGUAUUUGAUGUUGGCAAAACCGAUCCCUCCUAUAAUGGUAGUAGGCAUCCCGGUUGAUGUCGAAGCAAACUCAUGCAUCCAAUUGUACGAUGUUACAAUUGUGAGUUCAAAAUUCUUAACAUUCAAGCAAAAAGCUCAUAGUACCAUAAGUACUUAUGUUGUGGGAUAAUUCUUGUAACUUUUUUGAAUGAGUUUUGAAAUUUGUAUACAUUUAAUCAUAAAUUAAUUUGAAGCAUGGCAUAACAUAUUGAAUAUGGCUUAUGCUUUAAGAGGGUUCCACCCACCGGCUGUUUACCACGUAAACAUGGUCCUACAAAAAAGAACCUCCUUGCAAUAUUAAAGUGUUUAUUGAGUUGAAAUAAACUGUAAAAUAUUCACAAUGAUCCAACAGAUGCACUGUCUGACUGAAACUUCGUAAUUGUUUCUUUAAGUGUUUACAAAAUCAUUUUGAACAUCUGUAAAUAAGUAUUUUUCACAUGUGGUUUUAACUUCUAAAUAAUAGUUAAAAUUUUGCUCUACCCACUGCAAGCUCUGAUAUGUUAAGAGCACAACA
Messenger RNA from Macrosteles quadrilineatus (aster leafhopper), 1332 nucleotides. Its product is annotated as phospholipid-transporting ATPase ABCA3-like. Gene Ontology annotation, molecular function: lipid carrier activity; ABC-type transporter activity. Gene Ontology annotation, biological process: lipid transport; transmembrane transport. Gene Ontology annotation, cellular component: intracellular membrane-bounded organelle; membrane. NCBI's taxonomy places the organism in Eukaryota, Metazoa, Arthropoda, Insecta, Hemiptera, Cicadellidae. The transcript is spliced from 2 exons. The record is from RefSeq and is a predicted model, not a curated record. The annotation marks the transcript as partial.